GAGCGUAGAGCGAGGCGGAGCAUGCGCAGGACAGCUCAGACCUGUGGAGCCUGGACCGCUGCUUACUUCGGAGCUGCAGUUUGGAGUUUGUCCAGCGCCUUUGUGUCUCUCAUGUAAUCUGAUCUUGAACCAACUGUGCCCCACUUUUUCCUGUUAUCUUCAUUUAUGGAGAAGUUAAGGUACCCGGGAGCAGGAAAUACUCCACUCAUUUGGUUCUUGAGAUGCACUCCUUGUGUGAUGAUGCUGUGGAGAGGUGAUGUGGGUUAACUGUUCUUUCAACUCCCAAGCAUGCUUCACCAGGAACUCAACAUAAAGACAAGGGGUCAGUUUCAAGAGGCACACAAGGUGAUGUUCUGCAGACUUCGGACUCACCAGUGGUGUUUCAUUCUGUUUAAUGUCAUCCUAUUUCAUGCCUUGCUUUUUGGGGCUGAUUUUGUGGAAGAAUAUUUUCUGCAUGCUUUGCCUUAUGUAGAUAUAAAGGUUCUUGAAAUUAAGGAUAAGGCAAGGAAAUUGAACAUGGAUCCUGUAAGAAGUAAUCUUUCCAAAUAUUAUAUCCUGAGCCCAUCGGAGGUGUGUAAAGGGAAGAACAUAUUUUUGCUCUCUCUUAUCUUCAGUAGCUCAGGAAAUGGAACAAGGCGGGACCUCAUCAGGAGAACCUGGGGUAACGUGACCAGCGUUGGAGGGCACCCCAUUCUCACUCUUUUUGCUUUGGGAAUGCCUGUUUUGGUAACUACUCAGCAAGAGAUAGACAAAGAGUCCCAUAGGAAUAAUGAUAUCAUUGAAGGACUCUUCUUGGACAGUGCUGAGAAUGAAACUCUGAAGAUCAUCACAAUGACGCAGUGGGCUGUGACUUUCUGUCCUAAUGCCCUGUUCAUUCUGAAGGUUGAUGAGGAGAUGUUUGUUAAUUUACCAAGCUUGGUAGACUAUCUUCUCAACCUGAAAGAACACCUUGAAGAUGUCUAUGUAGGAAGAGUUAUCCAUCAGGAUUCACCCAACAGAGACCCUAACAGUCAAGAAUUUGUCCCUCUUAGUGAGUACCCAGAAAAGUAUUACCCAGAUUACUGCAGUGGUGAGGCCUUUAUUAUGUCCCAAGAGGUGGCUCGGAUGAUAUAUGUGGUUUUCAAAGAAGUAACCAUGAUGGUGCCUGCUGAUGUGUUUGUAGGAAUUUGUGCCAAGUCCAUUGGCCUUAUACCUAUCCACAGUUCAAGGUUUUCUGGGAAACGGCACAUCAGAUACAACAGAUGUUGCUAUAAAUUCAUUUUCACAUCCUCAGAAACUACAGAUGCUGAAAUGCCCUUGGCAUGGAAGGAAAUUAACAAUGGGAAAGAAUGUACACUGUUUGAGACUUACUAUGGGCUCAUUUCCUGCAAACUUCUAACAUAUCUUGACAGCUUUAAACGUUUUCACAUGGGUACCAUAAAAAACAAUGCCAUGUAUUUUGGUGAUUAGGAUUUGUUUUUCUUAUAAGUGUGUUUUUAAAUUACCUCCUACUUCGUUAUAGAAAGCAUCCCUCCUUCCUUUACGUAGUUUCUCUGAAUCUUUAAUUGUAUUCAGCAGGUUGCAAAGUGUUCUUAGUGCUCUGAUGUAUUACACCGUGUUGAGAUCUCAUUUUAAGAAAUUUAACUUGGUGUAGCAUGAUUUUUGUCAAAAUAAAGCCUCUCAUUCAGAAAAGAGAGAAUAUUAAAUUUAAUUCUAACCAAAAGGUUUGUUUGUCCUUACAAUGAGUGAAUUUUAAAAGUCGCAUUCUAUGGAACUGUCAUGACUCAGUGAUAGCAGCAGUGACUGAUUUGAUAAUGCCCGGAAUUAAAGGAAAAUGAUAAAUAAGGAAUUUAACAAAAUGUUCAUCUUGUCUGCAGCAGGAAACAUUUUGGUCAUCUGGGUGGUGGAAUUACAUUUAAUUUAAAAGUAUUAGCUACCUAGUACAUAUUAACUUAAACCUCACUCGUAUUGGGCUUGGAUCUCUCACUUUUGUGAAACAUUUUUCAUCAGGUCCUAACUGGGUAGUGCUUUACAGAUGGGAUGGCACAAAUUCACGUUUCAUGUGACGUAUACACUCUGUAUUAGUAUCCCAGGGAUGCCAUAACAAAGUACCACAGACUGGGCGACUUGAAAACAACAGAAACUUAUUUGCUGGAAGUUCUAGAGACUAAAAGUCUGAAAGCAAGGUGUUGGCAGGGCCCUGCUCUUUCUGAAGCCCCUAGGGGAGAAUCCUUCUUUGUCUCUUCUUGCUCCUGGUGGUUGCCAGCAAUCCUUGGCAUGCUUUGAUUUACACACGCAUCACUUUGUCUCUGCCUCCAUCUUCACACGGCCUUCUCCUGUGUUUGUGACUUCACAUCAUCUUUCCCCUGUGCUGUGUCUGGGUGUCCAAAUGUCCCUCUUCUUCUAAGGACACCAGGCAUUGAAUUAGGGCCCACCCUAAUGACCUCAUCUUCACUUGAUUACAUCAGCAAUCAAACAAAUCAAUGGCCUAUUUCAAAAUAAGGUCACAUUCACAGGUACAGGGUUAGGAUUUCAAUAUAUCUUUUUAGGGGAUGUAAUUCAACCCACACCACCUACUUUCUGAUUUCUCUUGUACGACGACUAGGCAAUAGAUUGUAGUUCCCAUCCUGGGCUUCUUGGGAUUUUAGGUUUCCCCAAAGUAAUACACUUUGAAAAUCUCUGCCAUGACACCUAUUAUGAUCAUAUUUUUAGAUAUGUUACUGAACUGUAUUGAACCUCAGUUUAGGUACAAAAUCAACCUUGUAGGGAUUAUGGACUAAAUAAGUCAAGUAUUUAGCAUUGGAUUUGGUCCAUAGUAAGUGUGCAUCAAGAAGAAAAGGCAGCAUUGAAGGACGUAUGUUCUGAGUUAAACAGCUUAGGUUCAAAUCUUGGCUCCACUUACUUGCUGUCUGACCUUGUGCAAGUUCCUUAACUUUGCUGUCUCUCGUCUCAUGUGUAAACGGUGUAAUCACAGUACCUAACUCCUGGGAGUGAGAGGAUAGCAACAUAUGUUAAUAUAUGAAAAGCUUUUAGAACAAUGCCUGACACACAGUAACUGUUUGCUAUUAUCUCCAAAAUAUAACCAAGUAACAAAAGAGGAACACAUCUGACUAACCAUCAGAAAGCUAGGUUAACAUUUUGGCUCUGGGCUGUGCCACCUGUACAGGGUACUUCAUUUCUCAGGCUUAGUAUCUUUGUCUGCAAAAUGUUACUUAACUUGUACAGCUGUUAUGAGGAUAAAAUGAGAAUAUGCAUACCAAGGGCCUAACAUAAAGUAAAUGCUAAGAAAUGGCAGCUAUUAUUAAUAAUAAAGAACUUUGCGAUUUUCCCCUUUAAAUUCUAGGCUUUGGUCACUGAAUUACUUGUAGUUCCCUAAAUGUGUUCUUGUUUUCCUAGCUGUACCCCUGCUUGCUCUGCUACUUCUCUCUAUCCUUCACUCGACUAUCUCCCAUGAGUUCUUCAAGAUGCGAGGGAAAAUCUUCCCUCAGGUCUAGGGUAGGUGUUUUCUGUUUUCCUCUAUUUUUGUAUUUACUAUAUACUAAUUUUCUAUUGAUCUGUUUUCCUCCACUAUUAGCCACUUGCUACCUGUGUGAUUUUGGAAUAAGCUACUUAACUUCUCUGAGCCUCAGUUUCUUCAUCUAUGAAAUAGAGAUCUAAAAAUUAAAUGAGGUGAACUUAGGACAAUGUCUAAUUCUUUUCCCAAAGCCAGGCACAUGAGCAGUCAAGAAGAGUUUAUUUAUUAAAUGCAAAAUAAAAUAAUAGUUUGCAAAUUGUAUUUAAUCUUAAAAAAAAGUCACAGGUGCAAAAUCAGAAUCAGCAUGUAGGCCAUACCUAGGAGAGAGGGCAAUCCUUUGAACUCUGUUGUUAAAUGACUAACAUCAGCAUCACGAAUGAGAUUAAACAAAAGUCACCUUAAAGAGAGAGAAUGUUCCUCAGUCCAGGGAAGUCCUGGCUGUAGACUAAUUAGUGGUAUUAGCAGUAGGGAAAUGGUUGAUAUGGAAAAAGGAGACUCAGGGAUACCAGAGAUGGCAGAAGAGAGAUGAUCAAUCUGGAGACAAGCGAAUUCUAGUCACUUGAGAACCAUUUUGUUACAAAGCAGGGAUGGUUUAUCAACAUCACCAUGGACUAAAAGAGACCUAUCUCUAGAUUCUCAAGUGUCACACUAUGAUACCACACUCAUACACAAACCUCUGGAUUGGCGAUGGGUACGCAGAGUGCUUUGGUAUUUAGAGAGCAGGGCACUGGAAAACAGGUGGGAACAUGUUUUGGUCAGUGAAAAAGUGCAUCCCUUGCUAAUCAAUGAGAUGGAAUCCUAGUUUAUACAUAGCGUCCCUUUCGUUCUAACUCAGGUUAUUAGGAGUCAGUUUCCUUCUCUCUGAUCCACUCAAUAUUGACUUGAUGAUUCUGAAAAAUUUUUUAAAAGCAAAACCCUCAACAAUGACGACCCACCAGUAAAUAAAAAGACAGUUUGGGGACAUUUCCAGUUUAGUAUACUAUUACUCCUCCUCCUCCAAAACCACUAUAGAGUAAAAUUCAUAGAUAAACAGCAAAAAAGCAUCAAAGAACACCAGAAACAUUUUUAAAAGGUUUAUUUACUGUUUUUCAAAGGAAUAAUAGUAACAAAAAAAUCAGAAGAGACCUUAUUAAAAGUAUUUAUUCUUAGUAUGAAGAACAUAAUUUUAAGAUUCCAUAUUACUUGUUUUUCAAAUAAUAUUUAUAUCCAAGACUUUGAAAGUGGCAUCAGAAGGGGGAAAAGGACCAAAAAAGAACAAAAAAA
This is a messenger RNA of Equus caballus (horse), 4756 nucleotides long. RefSeq names its product beta-1,3-galactosyltransferase 9 (gene B3GALT9). NCBI's taxonomy places the organism in Eukaryota, Metazoa, Chordata, Mammalia, Perissodactyla, Equidae. Gene Ontology annotation, cellular component: Golgi membrane. Gene Ontology annotation, molecular function: hexosyltransferase activity. The record is from RefSeq and is a predicted model, not a curated record.